GUGAGCUGUGAUUGGUCACAGCUUGUCACAUGGUACAAGGCUGUUGUGAAUAGCCUUGUACCAUGUGACCUCUGUGAUCAUUCACAGAUUUCAAACGUAGUAAGCAGUGAUGUCAGAAGUGACAUCUUGCUUACUACUCUGCAUGUUAUCACUGAUUGGCCAAUCAGUGAUCACAUGAUCGGGAACUCGUAUAGAGGUCCCGUCCGACGAUCGCUCUUUCACUGUGUCCGGAGGACAGGGAGCGUGCACAAGCAGGCUGUUGCAUAUAAACGGCCGGACGAUGGCACUGCAGGGUCGGGUGGCCGUUUAUAA
Staurois parvus is the source of this 312-nucleotide messenger RNA. The record is from the annotation of a GenBank genome assembly. Lineage: Eukaryota; Metazoa; Chordata; Amphibia; Anura; Ranidae.